This is a messenger RNA of Trichoplusia ni (cabbage looper), 2983 nucleotides long. RefSeq names its product decaprenyl-diphosphate synthase subunit 1 (gene qless). The coding region runs from base 32 to 1348 and encodes 438 amino acids. The transcript is spliced from 8 exons. Gene Ontology annotation, cellular component: transferase complex; mitochondrion. Gene Ontology annotation, molecular function: prenyltransferase activity. Lineage: Eukaryota; Metazoa; Arthropoda; Insecta; Lepidoptera; Noctuidae. The record is from RefSeq and is a predicted model, not a curated record. Gene Ontology annotation, biological process: isoprenoid biosynthetic process; ubiquinone biosynthetic process.
AGCUGUCUGAAAGUGGGGGGGAAAAUGGCGAAUGCCUGUAUUUUGUGUGUGUUAUGCAGUUCAUAUCCUCAAGCGUUUCGUUGCAGUUGUAGCUAUGGCGUGUUUAAGUUCGAGUAGGCUCUGUGCUCGUGUUCAAGAUAAGUUAUUGUGUCAAUUCGGACAUAAAGUUCGAAAGCAAACUGUAUUUGUGAAACUAAAACCUCCCGGACCAUCUCCAUUGCGAAUAUUUGGAAAGACAUGUCAGAGGGUCACAACAUGCGGUCCGGCAUGCGGCACCGGCUUCACAUCGUCCGGCGUCGGGCGCCGCCUGGCCUCCAGCCUGCAGAGCACGAGCACCGGCUCGUUGCCCGACUACGGCACACAGAUCGUCGACCCCUAUCGCCUGCUGGAGGACGACCUCAAUGGAAUAUAUGAAGACAUUAGAUCCGAGCUGGAGCGGAACACGAACCAGCCAGAACUGAACACCAUAGCCACGUACUACUUCGACGGGCAGGGCAAGGCGCUCAGGCCGAUGGUGGCCAUCCUCAUGGCCAGAGCCGUCAACUACCACGUAUAUGGAGAAAACAGUGCACUGCUGCCGUCACAGCGGCAAGUAGCGAUGAUCAGCGAGAUGAUACACUCAGCGUCCUUGAUCCACGAUGACGUCAUCGACCAGAGUGAUUUCCGCCGCGGCAAGCCCUCCGUCAACGUGCUCUGGAAUCACAAGAAGGUGGCGAUGGCCGGCGACUUCAUCCUCGCCGUGGCGUCGAUGAUGAUAGCUCGCUUGCGCAGCGAUGACGUCACACUCGUACUUAGCCAGGUGGUGACAGACCUCGUACAGGGCGAGUUCAUGCAACUGGGCAGCAAGGAGACAGAGAACGAGCGGUUCGCACAUUACCUCACAAAGACUUACAGGAAGACGGCCUCUCUCAUCGCCAACUCAGUCAAAGCGGUGGCGCUGCUGAGCGGCGCGGACGAGAGCACGUGCGAGGUGGCCUUCCAGUACGGGCGCAACCUCGGGCUCAGCUUCCAGCUGGUGGACGACCUGCUGGACUUCGUGUCGUCCGCGCAGGCCAUGGGCAAGCCCACCGCCGCCGACCUCAAGCUCGGCCUCGCCACCGCUCCCGUGCUCUUCGCAUGCGAAAAGUACCCCGAGCUGAACCCGAUGAUCAUGCGGCGGUUCCAAGAGGCGGGCGACGUGCAGAAGGCGUACGAGCUGGUGCACCUGUCGCGCGGGCUGGAGCAGACGCGCUUCCUGGCGCGGCAGCACGGCGCGGAGGCGGCGCGCCUGGCGCAGCAGCUGGCGCGCUCGCCCUACCAGCGCGCGCUGCAGCUCACCACCGACCUCGUGCUCAACAGGAUCAAGUAGGGCCGCUCGGGGCCCCGACGAUAUACAACAUGGACGUUUUAUUUUUAAUGUGUGUUUGACGAGCUGCGCCCGCCCGCCGCCGCUCGACUUGUGACCGAAUGAACUGCGAGUGAACGGAUCGCGUGAGUGAACAGUGCGAGAGUGAACGACGGGAGUGAUGUGAGCCGACACGGCGACAUGUAUCGUAGAUAUUAUACGUCAAGCUAUACCAUGUGCCCUGAUUAUUAUACAUAAUAAAUUCCAUUACAUACAACUUAAACUACAUUAUGUAAAUUGUUAUUAUAUUAUUGUAAUCAGUCGAACUGAUUGUCAAAUAAUUAUAUAUUACAUAUUGUUAGUAUAUAUAUUCUAUAGUAUUUUUAUAUAUUUGUUUUUCGUGUCCUUCACUUGUGUGACCUGAUUUAUUUUAAGAUGAUUUCUGUGAGUAUUGUGAAGCAGUAGGUGCCGGAGUAUCGACGAGGCUGCGACACCGCCAGCUCGUUACCAAAUACUGUACAUACAUACAUGUGUACUGUAAUAUAGAUAUACUGAACUGUUUGUAUGUUUGUAUCGUGCAAUCUUGAAGUAUGUGUAGAGAUAGAAAGUACCUGUGUUUACUGCACAACAUGCUAUCGACGACCAUCACAAUAUUGCUUACCCUAUCGUUCUCAUGAGUUGGUGUUCGUUCGUUUCUUACUGUAUGUAUUUUAUGAUGUGUAAAUACUGAGAGUCAUUGGAUAAGUUACCCGUGUUUUAUCUUCAAAACCAAUUACCUCAAUUUCUUUAGAGUACACGUUACAUACUAGAGGUGUAUGUUUUAUUCUGACCUAGAGUUAAAUUGUAAGUUUAUGAGGCCACACCACAUGUAACGGCAGAAUGUUGACGUCGUUAGCAAAUUAUUAAAAAUCUGUUAGCCAAUUAGUACAUAUUACAAUUGUAAAUAAUACUAACAAUAUUAUAUAUUCAAUGUAACAGAUUAUAUUAUAAAAGAAAUAUCAGAGUAUCGAAAAGAAAUGCACCAUAAGCGCAGUAUUCUUAAUACUUUUUCUUGAAAUUAUUAUAUUUAACAAAAUAUUAGUCAUUAAUAAGGUAAUAUAGUGUAAGGCCGACACAAGGACUGACCCCAUGAAGUAGACUCCGAGCAAUGAUCGAGACCGUUCAUAAUGAGUGAGGAAUACCGAGCACUGGACCCGGUAGAGUGGUCGCAACUGAUUCACCGUAGAAUGACCGUAGAAUGCGUUUCCUUUGUGCGUUCGAGCCGUCCGAUUACCGAUUAAUAACCGCUUCGAGCCUAUUGUUCGUGAAUAUCGUGUUAAGUGAGGUUCUCACGCAGCCUGCGCCCGGUGAUUGUACUGCUCUCGAUCAGGAACUGCCGCGACUACCGCGCUGCGUGCGAUGUAUCGUUAUUGCGUAUUGGAAACGCUCUGUAAUGGACGAAAUGAUUUCAUACCUUGGUCGUUGUGUCAGCCAAUACAAUUAGCGGAAAAGGAGGUGUAUGUUUUUUUGUACAUUAAAAAUGUUAAAAAAUGGGAGUCAAUGAAGUUUAUUUAUAUGUAUGUAGACAUACUUUUCAUAGGUCAUAAUAUGUUUGUAAAUAUUAUUAUUCUGUAAAAUGGUAAAUCAUGAAUAAUUUUUAAUAUAAACAUUAGUUACAAA